AUGACAUACGUCGAGCCACUGGCACUCUACCUGAUGCUCUACCGCUACGUGAAGGGGCCUGGCGCGACCGCUGUCUUUCCGGGAUCGUAUAACCAUUACAUCCAUACAUACACACCCUCCUCGCAGGAUAUCAUUGUGCGCUCUGAACUAUACCUGUCGAUCGAGAAGCCAGAUCAGGCGCAUGGGGAAGCAUUCAACACAGCUGACAACCCAACCCCAGCGCCAUGGACUAUUGCCUGGCCACAGUUGCGCGAGUACUUUGACCUUACCGCUCAAGGCUCGAGCCCUGAAGACAAAGGCUGGAAGGACAUUGACAAGUGGUGGAUUGCGCACGCGGACGAUUACAAGAAAAUUUGCAAAGACUAUGGUCUGCGCCCGCGCGAGAUUCUUUCAGAGACUUGGAUUCCGCUUUCGGCAGGUUUCACCUUUUUGGGGAGGGACCGGGAGAUGUGCCUGGAUAAGAUUCGGGGUCUGGGGUUUAGGGAAGAGUAUCCGGUUGGUCAUGGGUAUUUUCGGGUGUUUGAGCGGUUGGUGGAGGAGAGAAUUAUUGUUGGUAAAGAAAGUUGGUCGAGAUAG
Messenger RNA from Aspergillus calidoustus, 576 nucleotides. Lineage: Eukaryota; Fungi; Ascomycota; Eurotiomycetes; Eurotiales; Aspergillaceae. The record is from the annotation of a GenBank genome assembly.